This is a messenger RNA of Cercopithifilaria johnstoni, 1470 nucleotides long. The record is from the annotation of a GenBank genome assembly. Lineage: Eukaryota; Metazoa; Nematoda; Chromadorea; Rhabditida; Onchocercidae.
AUGCUGCUAAGCCGUCACCUAUUUAGCAAGGUAAAUCAACACUUCAUUUCGCAAUUGGAGCGUGUUUUGGGUAAAGAAGCUGUUAAAAUAACUACUGGGGAAGCGGGUGAGAAUUUGCAUGAUUGGAGGCGUCAUGUAGGUAGGAUUCCGGAUGUGAUUGUGGUGCCUAAAGAUGUUGGACAAGUUAGUGCUGUGUUGAAGACGUGUAAUGAGAGCAGUAUUCCAGUGGUACCGUUUAGUACAACCACUGGUUUAGAUGGUUUUGCCAAUACGCCCGAGAAAGGUGUAUUUAUCGAUUUGAUGUCAAUGGAUAAGAUCGUGGAAGUAAACACGAGUGAUUUCAAUUGUUUUGUUGAACCAGGCGUAACCCAUGAAACAUUGAACCAACAUCUACACAAAACAGGCCUUUGGUUUCCUGGAGAUCCGGGUGCCGAUGCAUCCAUAUGUGGUAUGGCUGCCAUGGGCGCAAGUGGUACAAAAGCAGCGCGGUAUGGUACUAUGGUGCAGAAUGUUUUGAAUUUGGAGAUUGUUCUGCCCAAUGGCGACGUGCUGUACACAGCUGGAAAAGAUAGACGUCCAAGGCUUUCAUUUCAAGCGGUUGUUGCCGCUUGGGAUACAUGCGUUUCACUACCGAAAUCAGCAGCAGGUUAUAACUUGACGAAACUCUUUGUGGGCUCUAAAGGUACAUUAGGAGUGAUAACGCAGGCAGCGGUACGAUUGUAUGCAAGGCCAGCAAUAUGUAGUGUUGGAAUUUGCCCAUUUCAAACAGUAAACAAAGCUAUUGAAGCGGUCGUUGCUACGUUGCAAUGUUCUGUACCAAUUGCAAAAAUAGAGUUUCUGGAUGCUGCUACAGUGGCAGCCUGCAAUCACUAUAGCAAAUUAACGCUUGUGGAAUCACCCACUCUUUUCUUGGAAUUCCACGGCAACUCCGAAGCAGAAGUAGCUGAGCAGGCUAGCCUCGUUGGAGAAAUAUUCGCCAGUAAUGAUGGAAGGGAGUUCACGUGGUAUCAUGCGCCUGAAGAGCAGAAGAAAAUUUGGGCUUCUCUUCAUUCUGCUUAUUAUGCUAUUUUAUCACAGAAAAAUAAUGUUAAGGGUCUCAGAAUUCAUUUCUCUUUACCAACGUCUGCAUUGGCUAAAGAAGUUGCGGAGACCAGGAAGGACAUUGACGAAUCUAACAUUUUUGGAGCAGUAAUGGGUCAUGUUGGUGAUGGCAGAUUUCAUUGCAUUUUCUUAGUCGAUGAAUCAAAUCAGGAUGAGAUGAAAGUUGUACAGGAAUUAUCAGAUCGCAUUGUCAAGCGUGUAUUAGCAUCAGGUGGUUCAUGUAUGGGUGAACGGGGAAUUGGAAUUAGUAAAAGAAAAUAUUUGGAGAAUGAAUGUGGUGAGGUGGCGGUGAACACGAUGAUUGCAAUUAAGAAAGCUUUGGAUCCAAAGGGGAUCAUGAACCCGAAUGAAUUAUUCCCGAAAAAUUAG